UCCGGUAUUAAUUCCUUUGUCGUCUUUUUCAGGUACGAAAACCUUGGAUAGGGACCUUCUUGGUUUUGACGAGAAUUGGAGACCUGUGUGCACGCAGCCUCCUCAACCUAAAGCUAAAUACGACACAAUAGCAACGUAUUCGACCCGAGCUUCCUCUCGUCGCUCUACUACCACUGUUGCAAAGAAUCGUGUGAGUGCCGCCUGCAAAUCCAAAUCCUCCUCUGUCGUUGUUUCUCAAGCUCCGCCUUCAUCCACAAUGCAGUCCAAUCCCACAGGCCGAGGUGGAACCCGCCGGAAAAGGUCGUCUCUUAAUUCCAGUCGGUCUAAUCCGACUAAGAGGGCAAGGGGCACUGGUGAGGAUGAUGCUUACGCCGAUCACGAGGCAAAUGAGCCGGUCUUGGAGUCUGCUGCCAAGAAAACUACUGAAACCGCCCUUCAGGCGCAGCCGUCUCCACCAGCGUCUAUUGAGAUUUUGGACGAGGGUCCUGUCGGCGGUUUUAUUGAGGACUUCCACCGGCAAGCUACUUCUGCUGCUGUUACCGGUGGUAAUUCUAGUAUGCCUCCCGUCAGUCGCAGCGAGAACAAGUCUGGGGAUUCUAGGCUGAAUUAUCACCUACCCCUCCGCACCGGUGGUUGGAUCGAGGAUACUCCUUUCAAGAUUCCACCGCAAAUGAAGCCAUGGUUCGAGACUCCUGGCGGCGAACCUACCGACCAGUUUUAUCCCACCAUUGACCUGUUGUGUGGGGAGUCGGUGGCUACUGAUUCAGCUAAGGACGGUGGCGACUUAGGCUACCGUGCCUUUAAAGAUUUGAUUACGCCUGCUGACAGGCCACAAGGUCAGAUUGAUGCCCCUGCUGCUCAACACUUUAAUGACCUCUACAAGGCCGUUCAGUCCAGCAUGGAUCUGUACUACGUUUACCGCUGCUGUUAG
Spinacia oleracea (spinach) is the source of this 931-nucleotide messenger RNA. RefSeq lists its product as uncharacterized. The record is from RefSeq and is a predicted model, not a curated record. The transcript has 2 exons. NCBI's taxonomy places the organism in Eukaryota, Viridiplantae, Streptophyta, Magnoliopsida, Caryophyllales, Amaranthaceae. The coding region runs from base 257 to 931 and encodes 224 amino acids.